Sclerotinia trifoliorum is the source of this 9770-nucleotide messenger RNA. The record is from the annotation of a GenBank genome assembly. Lineage: Eukaryota; Fungi; Ascomycota; Leotiomycetes; Helotiales; Sclerotiniaceae.
ACCACUGACAACCUUCGCAAUAUCACAAUUAGAUGAUACUGCUGGCUUCUGCAAACCUCACAGACGCGAAAGUAUCUUAACUGCCAUACCUACCUAGGUACUUUUUGAUUGCACUUGUACUGACCCUUGGAGGACUUUGGAGCUCGUCUCAUAUUACCAUAAAUCGCAAGUCCGGCGGUACAUCCCAUAUCCACAACAACUGUGUGAGCUCCAACUUAGGGAAUGGGUCAAAUCUUUGUGAUCGCAGUCUUUUAAUAUGUCGCAUCCAUAUGCAGAUCGUAGAAAGAAACCUUUAGAUAAGGUUAUUGGUAAUUAACAUUCUUGAUUGGCAGUUUCCGAUGCACAAGUUAAACAAAUCCCAGAUAUUCUCAAGACUAGAAAGCCCGAUUUAUUCAAAGAUUAUCUGAAAGGUAAAUCCACCUAAACCAUGAAUGUGCUUGACAGAUUACAUUUGCUAACUGGCGAGGACUAGAUUUACCUAACAUCUUCCAUGGUAUCCUCAAGUCUGAUGAUGUGUAUGUCAGAUAUUCAUUCUAUGUGAAAGUUUUGGACUAAUUUAGACACCAGGAGCGAUCGGCCUACAGACGCUAAGUGCCACGAAUUUUUCGAGAUUCUCUUCGAAAUUGUCAUCGAGGAAAAACGAAAAUAUCUACUUCCUACAAAGUCAAAUAGGUCCACAGAUGGAAAGUCAAGAAAGCCAACAGCUGUGAAGUCGACCACCAAGCUAGAACAAUCUAGCAAGGCCUUAUGUUCCAUAGUGGAGGCUGGAAUAUACAAGUUCAAGAAGAAGACCGUGAAUGCUCUGAUAAUUCACAUUAUUGACACGAUUCCCACAUCAACUGGAGACUAUUUCCGGCCGAUAGUAAAUAAUUAUCUUAAGACGCUGGGUUACCUGCUCGAGAGACCAGCGAAUGCAGCGGGUGUCAAGGAUGUUCGAACUGAACUUAUAGACUUUUCCGUCGAUGGUAUCGAGUUGUACCUGGGAGACACUAACGAAGAUCUAUUGGAGUCUGGCAAGGGGAUUAGCCAUCCAUCACUGCGUAAAUCUCCCUCCGGGCUGGGAAGUAUUCCAAAGAGGUCGAACUCGGUGUCUGAACAUGACGUAGAAGCCCUCUGUCAAAUCCUCAUCCCACUUCUUUCUACUACCAACGAUCAUUCAUUUCCAACUCUUGAGCGGGUGGGCACCGUGAUGAUGCGCUUGCUUCAGUACCUGAAAGCGAAUGUAAGCACGCUACAUCGUUUAGCAUUCUCUGUCCUUAAUAUCAUUUUGUCAUCUUUUGCUGAAGAAUAUAUCUCAUUUUCGUUUUCAAUUGGUCGGGAGUUGAUUCCUUUAAUAUGUCGGCUUUGGCAAGGUAAAUCACUGUACAAGGACGAAAAGAUUAACUCUGUGCGAGAUGAAAUGCUAAUUAGUUUGUUCCAUAUUCAUCUGCACCUAGAGAGCAAUAUUAUGAGCAAUGAGGAUGUCGAGUUAGAGAGUAAUUUAAACGAUUUACUUGUUACUUUGAGGGCAGAUUAUUCUCGGCGAGAAAAUAGUGAUCAGCUCCAGUUAGACGAUGUGGAGAUUUUGGAUCUAAGUUCUCGAAAGAUGAGCCGCGAUCCUUUUCGUCUACAUUGUUUCCGACUCAAAUCUCACAACAAUCGCACGGCUGGCACGGCUGCUGAGCGUAAUUGGGCAAACCUACUCGCCAUGGCCAUCCUAGAACGAUUAGUGAGAGUCAAGGAGCACAUACAUCAAGUGAAACCAAAAGUGGGAGGUGAUUCGGAUGAUUCGGAUAAUUACCCACGAAAGCGACAACGCAUUUCGUGUUCAUCUGAAGGAUUACUCGAUCCUCUCAAGUCUGGCGAUCAGAAGAUUCUGUUAGCUGGUCUGCAGCUAAUUCCAUUCUUACUGCAAAAUUAUAAACUCCAGCCUUCUUUUCUGAAAGAAUUACUAGCUCAUUUGGGUAAUUGUGCUUUAGACAAGCGUGGUAACAUUGCGUCAUGGGCUUUACUUGGUAUAGCAAGGUGAGUACUUUGUUAAGACUAAUCUGCUAUAACUGACAAUGGAAACACAGUUGUACAUAUCAAGUAUGUGCUGCAGACGAGUCGUCAACAGAUUGGAAACAGCUCUGGCAUAACGGAGCUAAAUCGCUCACUUUUGCGGGGACAUGCCGCGCUGCUGCUCUAGCACUUCAUGCAAUUCACGCCAAACACCUGGUAGAUUAUCGUGAUAUUGAAGACAGUGUGAAUGCCAUCAUCACCACAGCGGAUAUUAGUGGCCCGCCAGUCCUUUGCGAAUCGUCCAUUUUCCUAGUCAAUCAUUUACUACAGGUCAAAGUUAGCGAAGCACCUGGUGCGAGCCUGGCAGCCUGCCAGCAUGUGAUCUGUUGGCUUUUUGGGAGAUGGAAUCCAGGUGCGAAUGUCAUUGGCUAUCUCUUGAUCGAGACUAACACAUCUUAAGCCGAUAGAUUAUUCAUUGCUCAGUAUGGGAAGCAUCUACACCCUUUUAACUUCGUUGCAUUGUUACGAACGAGUCUUGGCCUGCCGAGUUUGCCUGUAUACUCAAACGGCCGUCCUAUAGGAGGUGCACUCUUUCAAGCAUGGCAACAACACUUAGACAGGGAAAAGGUUCUUCGUUUUCUUUUACUACUUGACGGCAGUGCACCCUCCGCGGCAGAUUUUGUGUGCCGAUACUGUCCGAAAUCUACCAGUGAUAAUGAUGUAGUCUUCAAAUUAGAUAGCGCUCAUUUCAGUUCUGCUCGGAGACUGAUCAUCGAAUUUCUGACAUCCAAAUGUAGCGAGCUUCUACAGAUUUGGAGAAGCUUCAAUGCAGAAGCAGAACGUUCUCCACAGGUCUCCACUGACAUGUAUCGAGGCUCAUUGAAUGCAUGCAUCAUUAGCCUUGAUCUAUUACCGCAUUUUGAUAAUUCGCAUUUAGAGCAGUUACCUCAUUUAAGGGAAGACCUUCGAGGCUUAGGCGGUGAGUUAUUGGAAUUCUUGAAAACAUCAGAUGCCAAAGAUUUUCAGGCCACCGACGAGUUUGUACAUACUCUUUUGCAAACAAUCCAGCCUCAUCUCCCUCCUUGCGAUUCCACUCAAUUCAAGCAUGUCGCGGAGCAAAACCCUCAAUUUCUGCAGUUUUUGAGCCUUAUCUCGGAAGACGUCAAGCGCCGCCGUAUAGAUCAGGAGUCAAGCUCAGUAGCUAAUGAUGACCCCAUGGAUAUUGAUGACGAAUUUCCCACCCAGCGAAGUCAGUCAGCAAAGGAAGCGCAAAACUUGAAUGUCCCCAGGCGAGCCAUGGGAUUGGAAAUGAGUUCUUCAUCCUUCUUUAUAGAUACAAUAGGCAGACUAAUGCUUGUUGCUGACAUGAAUAACGCCCCAGAAUGUUGCACGGUGCCAACCUCUUUUAUCAAUAAGCUGGUCUCUAUGAAGGAUGAAGAGAUACUUUCGUGUCGUUCACUGAUACGCGAUGUACUUCAAUCCGAUCUUGUUCUUGUAGAGACUGAUGCCUAUCGCCUUUUCCAGCGUGUUGGGUAUGUACUUUCAUCAGACGAUUUUCUUGCCAGCGAAAUUGCCAUGUGCGCAUGCUUGGACGUAAUGAUAGGACUUUUGCCUUUCUGGUCAAUGGAGGAACAAAACUCUUUCAUGAAACAUGCUAAGCAACUCUAUGAUUGGUUUAUUUUACGAAUUGAGAGGAGCUCCGAUUCUACAGUCGUCCAGCUAGGCAUUGUUAAUAUGCUGCUACAACUUUUGCGAGCAAAUCAGAAUUAUGGGAAUGCCCCUUCUCAGCCGUCACCACGUACUAGUCUAUUAAAGCUUCUCGAAAAAGGUAAUACUUCUACGAAGUUCUUCAUUGGUGAUCAGAUCUCGGAAAUAUUUGAGCUUUUCACCUUGAAAGAGCAUGACAAAAUAUUCGUAGAUGUGCUUGACCUUUUACCUUCUGCGCCAGAGGUCUUGGAAGGCAUCGCGUUUCGACUUUAUGUCCUGGCAAAACUAGCUUCCCGUUGGUCAACUCUUCUGCGAAGAUGCAUUUACCAUAUUUUUGAAACUCCGGGUAGAAUUGCGGGUGCUGUGCGACAUGCCACUUGGUGCUUGUCCUAUGUUGCUUCUGCGCUCGCAGUAGCAAGUUCACAGGAGCUAUUCGCAUUGUUUGCCCCUCAAAUUCUCUACACUUGGCUCGAGGUAGAGGCGAUGGACGAUAUACCGUACCAAAUAUUUGGCUUUGCCGCUCUUGGUGACUUAUUGGUAUUCGCCCAGGAAGAGACCUGCGCCAUCAUAAUGAUGCGGGGUCAUGAGGCCCAACUGGACCACCUCGCUGAGCUUUUGAAUAUUCCCGCAACCCAAUUACUUCAGAAAUGUUUUUCGAGGGCGAUGGCAUAUUGUAUUGCAAACAAUAUAAGCAUACCCCCCUCGAGCGACCAGAAACGUAUAAGUGGUGAGGCCCGACUGAAAAAUCGCCUCGGCAAAGAAUUGUUCUUAGAAUGUGUCAAUCUGCAUUUUACAGAUAUACUCGCUACCUUGUUUAAUGUCAUAGACCAAGAGCAACAUGUCGAAAAGUCAUUCGCCAAGGAUGAGAACUUAGUAUAUGCCGCCGAAAUCAUGGUAGAGAUCAAAUCUCUGAGCUCGUCUGAGAUUAUCUUGCCUCCGGGUCAGCAACCUGCAUUCAAAGCAAAAUACCUCCUACAUGAAAUCAAACAUUUGUGUACGAGGACAGUGCAUGAGGCAGGCGAUCUAUACACUCCAAGUUUAGUAGCUUUCAUUGCUAGAAAACUACUUAGGACUAUCCAUCCUGCACUUGGGUCGCUGCAUGCUUGCUCUGUAUUGCGAAAACUUCGUGUUUUAAUCUCACUUGCCGGAAAUGCUGCGACUCGAGGUUAUCCUUUGGAAAUGCUUCUUCGAUCUAUAAGGCCUUACAUCAAGGAUCCUGAAUGUGCAGAUGAUGCUAUUGGUAUUUUGCAAUAUCUAUUAAUACAGGGCUCGGAAUACCUAAAGCUGUCUCCAUCUUUUGUUGCAAGCAUUACCCUUUCGAUACUCGGAUCUUUACGUGUAUUCAUGCAGGAGCGUAGAUCUAGCACAACCCAGGAGAGUCAACAUCACGCUACAAUUUCCAAGGCCCAGAAAUUUCACCUUUGGGUUGGGAAGUAUGCCUCCAGGUAUGAAUCUCCCGCUCUAGCGGGGCCUUUGAGUUCAAGUUUUAAAUCUCUCGUGGCCUCUGCUCAAAAAGUCCGAGCAAUUGGAAACGCUGAAAAGGGAACAAUAGAAAGCACAUUACUUGAUCGGCUACUGGAGGAUGAGAGGAAUGGGGGCACUUUACUGACUCUACCUGCUCGAAAACUUGCGCUCCGUAUGCUAUGCUCCGAGUUUGAAUGCCCUACUUCUUUCAGGAGCGAUAUAUACGGCGAAGAUGCAGCCGCAGAAGCAAGAGCUGCUGUUGUGUGGAAGUCUUGCAGAGGAAAUUCGUCGAAUAAACAAUACAUGUCUUGGGCCGCGCGCGUACUCGGAAGAGCCUUUGCGGCAACUGGGCACGUGCACCACGAACUUCUGCAGGAAUCCACAUUGACAAAAAUAAAGGAACUUAAGACAUCAUCCGAAGUUAAUCUUCCAUCGCGGGCAUGCAUAUUGAGUCUUCUUCAGUCGAUACUUUUGGGGGAUGAUAGUUCGGCAGCGGGAAUUGCCGAAACAACUUUACGUAUCAUUAUUACAACUUCGAACCAGGAGAUUUUAGAAAUUGGUCGCCAGAGUCUACCGCCACCAGUUUUCGAAGCAUCAGCGUGGAAUCCUUAUCCCGUUCCGCCAUGUGAGGUCGCAGAACUACCGGAUGAUAUGACUAGCUUAGGGACUCAUCUGGAAGCAACGUUCAUCCUUUCUCCUAAUUGGCUACAAGACCUCUCUAUUGCGUUGGUCAGAGCUGUCCCUAAAGACCCCAUACUCCGCGCUCUAGCCCCAGUCCUUAGGGAUGUACCAGAGUUUGCUGAUCAAGCAUUUCCGUUCAUUCUCCACCUCGUACUUUCGACGGAUUUACCGGCAGAGAAAAAUAGCCGCAACCAAAUUUCUGAUGCAUUCGCGGCGUGGUUUUCCAGAAGCCAAGCCGCCGAUAGGAACAACCUGAAAAUUCUGAUCAACUCGAUUUUAUAUUUACGUACUCAACCCCUUCCACACGAGAAUUCCUCGGCGGAUCGUUUGAAUUGGCUAGAUCUCGACUAUCUCAAAGUAGCUACAGCCGCCAUACAUUGUGGAAUGUUUAAAACAGCUUUGAUAUUUGUUGAAGAACAUCAAUCGAUUCCAGUCAAAUCAUCUCGACGUUCUUUAACGACGAAAGAUGGCGGUGAAGCUCCCGAACUUCCGUCAGAUCUGCUGCUCGCAAUUUUUGAGAACAUUGACGACCCAGAUCUAUAUUAUGGGGUGCAACAGACAGCCAGCUUAAGCACGAUAUUGGCAAGGCUAGAAUAUGAGAAAGAUGGGCCCAAAAGUCUCGCCUUCAGAGGUGCACAAUAUGAUAGCCAUAUCAAGCAGCAAGACCCUAGAGCCGCUCAGGAUGCACAAUCUCUUGUUAAGGCUCUAGAUAUGCUUAGCUUGAGUGGUCUUUCGCUCUCUCUGCUGCAAGCACAACAGAGUUCUGGAGUAGCUGGUACAUCCUUAGAUUCUAUGUUUCGUACCGCCCGUAAACUGGAGCAAUGGGACAUUCCAGUUCCUGCUAGCGACAAUCACUCAGUAACAAUCUACAAAGCUUUCCAAUCAGCUCAUAUUGCUACAAACCGCGGAACACUCAUGAAAGCAAUAGACGAAGGACUUGAGGGCACAAUGGAACGCCUCGUGCGAGAUGACCUUAGCGCCAGUGCCCUACACGAAUCACUUAGAACAUUGGCGGCUCUUUCCGAAAUGGAUGAGGUGCUCAGCUCCCGGGGGUCCGGAGAAUUAGAAGAGGUCCUGUCAAGAUUUCGGAAUCGCUCUGAAUGGAUGAAGACCGGAAGGUAGUAGUACUUGUCAAAUUUUACUAUAAUCAUGGCUAAUAUGAAAUUAGGUUUGAUGACAUUAGCCAGAUGAUUUCUUGUCGGGGAACAGCUUUAAGUACCCUGAGCCAGCAACCACGCCUUCGAGAUAUACUCAACCUCUCUUGCAAAGAUACAAGACUAGUUGAGGUACAUGUUGCACUCAUCUCUUCAUCGUUGAAUCGUGCUCAUGGCGCCCUGCAAGAAUCAUUAUCUCUGACAACUUCAUUAAUCGAUCUUAUCAAACCCUGCCAAUCCCUUGGUAUGGAAAUUGAAGCUGCGGUUCAUAUGGAGACCGCAGAUGCAUUGUGGGAGCAAGGUGAAAUGACAUCUUCGAUAGGCAUAUUACGGGUCUUGGACAAUGCAUCCUUCUUAAAAGCACAGACUAUUCCUGUUGGUCGUCCUGAUCUUCUAUCUAAAAUUGGUCACCAAGUCUCCGAAGCCAGACUCGAGAAGCCUGAUCGUAUCAUUGAAAAAUAUCUAAAACCUGCCCUCAAGGACCUGAAAACGUCCGACGGUCAUGAAGCUGCGAAAGUCUUCCACCAAUUCGCCGUUUUUUGUGAUCAACAACUACAGGACCCUGAUAGUUUGAAAGAUUUGGAGCGAAUGAAGAAGUUAAGCGAGAUGAGAUCCAGUGAUGUCGCUGACUACGAAGAACUUUUGAGAAAGGCAACAUCGUCGACAGAGAGAACAAGGCAUCAUAAUUAUCUAAAGAAGGCCAAGACAUGGCUCGGACUAGACGAGCGAGAAUAUCGUCGCCAUUGCUCCAACAGAGACGAGUUUUUGCGCCAAUGCUUGGAGAAUUAUCUUCUCGCUUUAGCUGCUUCGGAUAACCAUGAUAGCAAUGCGCUACGGUUUACAGCACUUUGGCUUGAACAUUCCGCGGAAAAUUUUGCCAAUGAAGCUGUCGCCAAAAUUUUGCCCAAGGUACCUAGUCGAAAAUUUGCUACACUGAUGAACCAACUCAGUUCUCGUUUGCUUGAUAAUGAUUCGAAAUUUCAGCAGCUUCUCUUCAACCUAGUAUUACGAAUCUGCAUGGAUCACCCAUAUCAUGGCAUGUACCAGAUAUAUGCUGGGUCUCACAGUCGGCCAAAUACCAAAGAUGAGAUAGCUAUUUCAAGGAACAAAGCCACUCUCAAGGUUUCAGAGCAACUCCAAAGAGCUGGGAACUCGCGGGAAAUUUGGGCCGCUUUGGGUUUUGUCAUACAGCCAUAUACUCAGCUCGCAGGCGAGAAAGAUGAGCAGAAGUACAAAAUUGGUAAAAAGCUCUCGAUUAAAGAUUCCCCUGCCGGAUUAAAACUCAACAAUAUUGUGAGGAAGUACUCCAUACCUCCUCCGACAAUACAAAUAGACCUUCGUGCAGACAAAAAUUAUUCCAAGGUUCCAAAGAUGGUUAGGUUCGAGUCACAGAUGAGUAUAGCAUCUGGAGUAAGUGCACCGAAGAUCAUCACCGCCGUGGCGGAUAACGGGGCGCGAUUUAAACAAUUGGUAGGAAUCCGAGAUAGUUGGAUGCAAGUAUUACAGCUAACAUAUAAUAGGUAAAAGGUGGUAAUGAUGAUCUGCGCCAAGAUGCCAUCAUGGAACAGGUAUUUGCUCAAGUCAGCGAAUUGUUGAAAACGAACAGAGCUACUCGACAAAGAAACCUGAGCAUUAGGACCUACAAAGUCCUGCCAUUGACCUCCAUAGCUGGGGUCAUCGAGUUCGUGCCAAGCACAAUCCCGUUGCAUGAAUAUCUCAUGCCAGCACAUGAGCGCUUCUAUCCAAAAGACCUGAAAGGAACUAUAUGUCGUAAAGAGAUUGGGGAGGUUCAAGGCCAGCCAACUGAAGUACGAAUCAAGAAAUUCAGAUCGGUCACCGAUCAUUUUCAUCCCGUUAUGCAUUAUUUCUUCAUAGAACACUUCAACGAUCCUGACGAAUGGUUCACUAAACGUCUAGCAUACACGCGUAGCACGGCUGCCAUAUCGAUACUAGGCCACGUCCUCGGACUGGGUGAUAGACAUGGUCACAAUAUUCUUCUUGAUUUUGAAAGCGGUGAAGUGGUACAUAUUGAUCUUGGUGUGGCUUUUGAAAUGGGUCGGGUUCUUCCGGUCCCUGAAUUAGUACCUUUCCGCCUCACUCGCGAUAUUGUCGACGGAAUGGGCAUUACGAAAACCGAAGGCGUGUUCCGAAGAUGCUGUGAAUUCACUCUUUCUGCUUUACGUAAAGAAGUCUAUAGUAUUAUGACGAUCCUUGAUGUUCUGCGAUAUGAUCCAUUGUACAGCUGGUCUAUAUCACCGGUACGACUCGCAAAACUGCAGGUGGCGCAAAGCGUUGCACCGGAAUUCCGUGUGGGACACGAGAGAGGUGGUGAAAGGCAAGCAGUCAAUCAACCGAGUGAGGCUGAUAAAGCUUUGACCGUAGUUAACAAGAAGUUGUCCAAAACAUUAAGUGUGGAAGCUACAGUCAAUGAUUUGAUCAAUCAAGCGAGCGAUGAGAGGAAUCUGGCGGUUUUGUAUGCAGGUAUGUUUUGCAUUUCUCUUCUAUCACUCCAUGCUUCCCAUAUGUCGUAGCGAGCUUAUCUCUUUAAUCAAAUGCCUACUAAUACCUAUAGGCUGGGCUGCAUACGCGUAAAGUCGGAGAUAAUUAGAUAAAUAGAAGACCGCUUUCAAAAGUAAGAUAUUGAAAGAAAUCCUGCAUUAGCAAUUAUCUUGUCUAAAGUGUAGCUAAGCUAUGUAUCAUAUUUGCGUCAAUCUCUAUAAUUUCAUUGACUUCAUUGACAGGCAUAGCUUGGUAUUAUACUUUUACUCUUCCCUGGAAUAUGAU